CCAUGAUGUUCAGAAGACAACGAGGAGCAACGGAAAGACCGUCGAAAUGGAUGUUAUGGAUUUAAACAACGAAAAUUAUAGUUUGGAAGGAGAUAAUUACCGUCGUUUUGGAUAAGAGCCUAAGCUAACUGGUUAUUAAAGUGGUUGUUUCCAGUGGCCAUUUUUUAACCAGUUAACUAGCUACCCAAGUACUGUACGCUAACGUUAGCUGCGGGUAAUGUUUUUGUUUUGAGUGGUAGGUACACUGACCUAGGCCGCAGAUUUCCUUGUCUCGUAAUUUCAUCGUAGGUCAUACAAGGAUAAACAUCGUUGCUGCGUGGACUGCAACUCCGAAAAGGAUCGUUUGAGGACUUAUUUUUGGACGUUUGAUUUUCAGUUUCCGGACGGAUAGAAGAUUUUGGACUAAGCCAUUUACGGCGGAAGAGCGAAGCUUGCGGCCUCGCAUGGACUCCUAACCGCGAACUCGGUGCCUCGCUGCUUUCAGCAGCUACAAGGCCCGUGUUUCCGCGAGAGACUCUACUGACUGUAUUAACCGUGAAAACCGUAAUGGACACUUCUGGAACUGUACUUUUCUUGUGUUUUACCGGACUCUUAACGAACUGACCAGGUUAAAGACGCUGCUUGCUGGUGUCCCGGCCUUUCACUACUAGUAGCUUGGUGUCUUUGACGUAUACAGCUACAAGGACUAUCUGUGAAUACUUCCUCUUAGUUCAUUGCCUGUUUUCCCUUCGAUAUUAUCUUAGACUAAACUGGUAGCUUUCCCUUCAGUCUCAGAUCAUAUCGAGUACUGGUUAUUGUUAUUCUUAACUAACUUGUUGUUUUCCCUUGUCUGAGUUUGAUUUAAGUGAUAGUUGUGAGAAUGUCGUGUGUUCAUUAUAAAUUCUCGUCCAAACUGGACUACAACACCGUGACCUUUGACGGGCUGCACAUCACCCUAGCCGAGCUGAAACGGCAGAUUAUGGGCAGAGAGCGCCUCAAAGCCACCGACUGUGACCUACAGAUCACCAACGCACAGACCCGUGAAGAGUACACUGAUGAGGAGGUUCACAUCCCCAAACAUUCAUCAGUGAUCGUCAGACGCACCCCCAUCGGAGGGGUCAAACCAGCAGGCAGAACGUUCAUUGUUGACCGUUCUGACAUGGCUGCUGGAUCCUCCAGACCCGUAUGUAACAAGCACUCUCAUUUCCUUACUAUCUCUGUCCUCCUUUUAUAAUCUCUGCUCUGAUUUUUUGGUUAAACAUAUUGUGUAAACUCUGUUCUGAUUGGUCACCAGUUAACUCUGAGUUGUCAUGGUGAUAAUAUUCUGUUUUGAUGGUUCCAACUGAUGUUCUCUGUUGUGUAACUCAAUGUGUUUUUAAUGUUGUUCAAUGUGUUGAUGGAUCUGAACUAUAUUGUGAUUGUAUUUCAUAUUGAAACAACGGUUAGCGUGGUGUUGUUAGCCUGCCACUGUACAGAGCCCCCCCCUGUGUGUUGAGACAAUGCUUCAUAAUCCUACAGGCAUGAUGAUGCCUGGUUAUUACUAUGCUGCUUUACCUCAAAUGAAUGGGGAAUUCUGCUUUUUCUUUCACAUGGUGUUGUAGCAAUGACUUUGUGCCGUAUUGACUGUAAGACUAAUGCACAGAUUUGUAUGGAUACCUGUGUGUGACUGUGUGUGUGUGUGUGGGGGGGUGGGGUUAAUCAGUAAAUCAUUUGCUUCCUGUUCAACAGUGUUCUCAAACUGAAGUUAAUUGCUGAUAUUUGGCUGUCCUAAUGUUGUUCUCAUCUUAUUCUGACAUUUAAUAUGGACUGGACAUAGUUGAUCCUUUGUUCUCUCAAGAAAGUUUAUUUUUUUAAUUUAUUUUUAUUUUUUACUCCAAACUACUUAGAAAUGCAAUGCAUUUUGUCUAUUUUGCAAUAAUUUUUUACUUAAAGCUAAACUGUAAACUAGGUGUUACGUAUUUACUAUGAUGACUACUGAAUCCACGAUCAUGUUUGGUACAGAGUUACAAAAAAAACAAAAAGCGUUGUGAUGAUGAUGAUGAUGAUAGCAUUACGACAUCACAGAGACUAUUAUGACAUCACUGAAAUGAUCUAUUAUGACAUCACAGGGUUCUAACGGGGCUGACUGUGUGGCAUGGUAGGUUCCCGUGGCGACAGGGUUGUGUUUGGUUGCUGCUGUACGCUGCCAGAACUGUCAAUAAAGAGGUUAUGUGUUCUGUUGUGAGCACGUGCACCACCA
Salmo salar (Atlantic salmon) is the source of this 2218-nucleotide messenger RNA. RefSeq names its product retinoblastoma binding protein 6. Gene Ontology annotation, molecular function: ubiquitin protein ligase activity; zinc ion binding. The record is from RefSeq and is marked provisional. Gene Ontology annotation, cellular component: nucleus. Gene Ontology annotation, biological process: protein ubiquitination; ubiquitin-dependent protein catabolic process; mRNA processing. NCBI's taxonomy places the organism in Eukaryota, Metazoa, Chordata, Actinopteri, Salmoniformes, Salmonidae.